Molecule: messenger RNA, 2686 nt
Organism: Durusdinium trenchii
Lineage: Eukaryota; Dinophyceae; Suessiales; Symbiodiniaceae
Source: the annotation of a GenBank genome assembly
CAUUGAUGCGUCUCAUUCGGAUGUUUUUCACAUCUGCGAAAAAUCGACCGAACAAGACAUGAAAGGUUCGACGCGACCGGCGUCAGGCCUCUUCUCUCUGGAUCAUCUGACCCUCCUCGCCAUGACGCGUCCCGUCGGCGCGCGGCGCCAUGGCGGGAACGACGUGCCGUCUCGCACGGCUGAAACGACUCACGGCAGUGAUUGCAGGACGAACUUGCCUCUUUCCAUCAUGUCUCUUCCCAAGAAAGGCCUCGGCAAGAGCAGCCGCUGGCGCGACGCCUUGCGUGUGGGCCGCCGUUCUGGCGACACUGUGCUGCACAAUGCAACGAUGCAAGCGGCCACCGAGGGCCGUCAAUGGGAAGAGGCCCUGGCCAUCUUCCAGCGCCAGCGUCGUGCCGACCGCGCCGAUCGGGUGAGUGCUGGAUGCGUAGUCCACGCGCUGGCACGAGGUCAACACCUGAAGCGUGCGAUCCACUUCGCCAAAGAAGAUGGUCCACCUGGUCCACCCUGGGCCGCUUUGAUAGCUGUUUGCAGCAGCGCAUCGGAAUGGCAAGAGGCUUUGGCAGGUUGGGCGCACGUCGACGUGGAGGACGAGUCGUCCUUGGCGCGUGUGAUGAGCGCUUGCACCAAAGGCCUUCGCUGGGACGUGGCCUUGUGCUUGUGGCAAGAAGGUGGAGAGCUUGUGCCAGCGCCAGCGGCCUCAGCGGCGCUGGCAGCUGCAUCAGGGCGUUUGUGGCGGCUGGUGCUGCAGAUCUAUGGAAAGAUGCAAUUGCAGUCCAAGAUGAGCACAGUCCAGCACAAUUUGCUGCUGGGUGCUCUGAGCAAAGAGGCCUUGUGGCAGGAGGCACAGGAGCUCCUCAACGAACUGAGCGAAGCCUCGCAGUCCGUCCGCCCCGAUGUGGUCACCUAUAACUCGGUGAUCGCUGCCUGCGAGCGAGCUUGGAAAUGGACUACGGCCUUGCACCUGUUCACCGUGAUGCGCAAGGAGCGCUUGAAGGUCAGCAGCAUCAGCUGCAACAGCUUGCUGAGCGCUUUCGAGAAGGGCACCCAGUGGACGAAAGCUUUAGCCCUACUGCAGCAGAUGGGCCGCUGGCGCUUGCAGACACAGGUCUCUCUCUGCGCGGUGGCCAGCGCAUGUGAAAAGUCUUGGCAGUGGAGAAGGGCGCUCCUCCAUCUGGUUGGGGCACCUGAUGCUGUCUCAUACAGCGUGUCAAUCAAUGCAUGUGAGAAGGGACUCGCCUGGCAGUUGGCCAUGGUCUUCCUCAUGGCCUCCAGGCGACAAGAACUGGCGGACCGGCCCGGCUUUGGAGCUGCUCUGGGGGCACUCGAGAAGGCAUCACAAUGGCAGCAUGCGAUCUCAAUCCUGAAAGAGAUGAGGGCCUCAGACUUGCGUCCCGACUCGGUGACGCUGAGCGCGGUUUUGCGGGCGCUGGGCCGUGGCUCGUGUUGGCCAAGUGUCCUGGAGGUGUUCAGUGAGAUCGGCGGACUCGGGCCAAUGGCGCCCAUGGCAGUCUCCAGUGCCAUUGCGGCCUUGAGUAGCUCCAGUCGUUGGGAGUUGGCGUCUUCGCUAUGGCGCCCUGAUGUGGACGCUGCAGCCGUCCUGGAUGCUUGCUACAAAGCUGGUCAUUGGCGCUUGGCGAUCGACUCCUUCUGGCCGACCUCCACACUGGGCCUCUUGGCCGCCGCGAAGGCUUGUGAAGCUCGGGCGCCGUGGAAGGAGGCGACCGCGGCUCGCAGGCCGUUGGAGAAGGCCCUCUUCUUGGCACUCCGCGACUGGGACGAGGUGGACGCGCCCAUGCCGGGUCGACGAUGUUCGGUCAUGAUUCUUGCCAGCGCCGAGAUAUUCCAGGAGGGACCACCCAGCAUCCUAAUGCUGAGCCGCGCACAUUUGCCUCUACUGAGCAGGUUGAAACUCAUGAGAACGGCUGAGACGCAUGAGGAGCGCGCAGGGCAGCAUGUUUUUUUUGCUCGUCGGCAGAUUUCCUGAGUAAGUUGAGUGGGCACGGGCGAUAGAAGUUGGGCUUUGAGGUUCCUUUAAUUUCCCCUAGGGAUCCAGUCGUACCUUCUGAGAAGGUACUAGGGGGCCGACUGGACCCUCCAAACCUACAUAACAGUGUCUCCAAUCACCUCUGAGGGUUCUUUCAAAUCGAACUUUAAAGGUUUCAUACCACUUGGUGGUGAUCCUUUGAGGGAAUCGGAGCGUCUGAAUGUGUGCUGAUUCGUGAUGAUAGUCCCACGAACUCGUCGGAGGUUCCUUUCUCUCAGCGAUGGAUGUUGGAGGUUCCAUUCAGGAAUUACGGGACCCACAUGCUCUGGAGUUCCUGAACGGAAAUAUGGUACUCAGAUGCUUGAACAACAUGUUGUGGAACGCAUGGGUCGCCCUGCCAAAAGUCGGCCGCGGGCAGAGUUGAGGGCGGGCUGGCCAUCAACUUCUCUUUCGUUCCGAUGAAUUGGUUUCUGAACGCUAGGAGGUUCUGUGAAAGAGUCGCCAGUACACCAUCGACUUUGGGGGGUUUGCCAGCGUUCCUCUUGAACAGGAAGAUUGACCCAGUGGCGGAGCAGCCAGCUACAUGAAAAGCAAGCUGCUUCACCUCUCUAACCUCAUGUCCACAUUCCUGAUUAGGAACUUCCAGGACAUUCAGUACGUGGCCUCUCUGGAGUCUCUGUCUGUGACCUGAAAAACGGG